CCAGCAUGCAUUUCGGCACAACAACAUGGUUGCGCACAUCAUCACUUGUUAAGGAUAGAGUGUUUUAUUAAAGCGUUUUGCAGCGAUGCUGAGUUUUUUCUUGUAUAUCUUACCUUUCACGAGUUGCGUGUCUGCCUUGGACGCCACAGUGUCCCAGCAUGCCCACAGUCCCACUGAGAGCUGCGUCAUGUGGAUAUGGCACUACAGGUUGUACUUGUAUGCAGCUGCUGCUCUCGUCUUUGGGAUCUGGUUCUCUGUGAAGACCGUCCUGAGGAAGAAAAGCUUCUCCAAAGACGUCGGCUCAUUGGUCCUCAAAGCGGUGAAGAAGGACGACUGCUCGGGCAGAGACGCCGUGGUUCAUGUGGCCGCUGUUAAAAUCUUCUACGGCUCGCAAACUGGAACAGCAAAGGGCUUUGCAAAGGAGCUGUCAGAAGAGGUGGAGACGUUGGGAAUACCAGCGGAGGUGAUUGACAUGAAAGACUACGAUCCAGACGAUCAUCUUGCAGAGGAGUGCGCCAACAAGUCGGUCUGUGUGUUUCUCGUGGCGACCUACACCGACGGCCGGCCCACAGAGAACGCCGAGUGGUUCUGUAAGUGGCUGGAGGAGGCAUCCACCGACUUCAGAUACGGAAAGACGUUCCUCAAAGGCCUCAGAUACGCAGUGUUUGGUCUCGGGGACUCCGUCUAUAGUGGUCACUACAACAUGGUGGGUAAAAACGUGGACAAGUGGCUGUGGAUGCUGAGCGGCGUAAGGAUCAUGACCCGGGUAGAGGGCGACUGUAAUGUGGUCAAGAGCCGUAAUGGCAGCAUCCAGGCCGACUUCCUGGCUUGGAAGAUCAAGUUCCUGAGCCGUCUGCAGGCUCUGGCCAAAGGCGAGAAGAAGAGCUGCAGGGGGAACUGUAAGACCGGAGGCUCCUGCAAGAACAAGAAGAAAGAGGAAGAGCAGCAAGAAGAGGAAGAGGAGGAGGAGGAGGAGCUUAACAGAUCUAAGGAGGAUCUGAUGGAGUCGAGCAGUGAUGAGGAGUCUGGCGAGCAAAAAGAGAAAAGGUCAGGUUCCGUGGUCGACAUGGAGGACCUGGGCAACAUCAUGAGCAGCGCCAAGAAAGCAAAGAGCAAAGCUGAAGGUGGAGGAGACGGCCCGAUGGUGAAGCUCUCCAAGUUAAACGGAGUGAAGAAGGUUGUAGAUGAAGAGGAGAGGAGAGAGAUGAUCACGCCCGCUCUCAGAGACGCACUGACAAAGCAAGGGUACAAACUCAUCGGAAGUCACUCAGGAGUGAAACUCUGUCGAUGGACCAAGUCUAUGCUGCGAGGGAGAGGAGGCUGCUACAAACACACUUUCUAUGGUAUCGAGUCUCAUCGCUGCAUGGAGACCACCCCCAGCCUCGCCUGUGCUAACAAGUGUGUCUUCUGUUGGAGACAUCACACCAACCCUGUGGGCACCGAGUGGCGCUGGAAGAUGGACCCUGCUGAGACCAUCCUACAGGACGCAGUGGACAAACACCAGAACAUGAUUCGACAGUUCAGAGUUGUCCCAGGAGUGAAGCCUGAGCGGUAUGAGGAGGGUUUGAAAGUCAAGCACUGCGCCCUCUCCCUGGUGGGUGAGCCAAUCAUGUAUCCUGAAAUCAACACCUUCAUCCGCCUCCUCCACUCCCACAAUAUCUCCAGUUUCCUGGUCACCAACGCACAGUUCCCACAGGAAAUCAGGUAAGGGCAAAACAAACACACACAGCCUGCAGG
Messenger RNA from Labrus bergylta (ballan wrasse), 1737 nucleotides. The record is from RefSeq and is a predicted model, not a curated record. NCBI's taxonomy places the organism in Eukaryota, Metazoa, Chordata, Actinopteri, Labriformes, Labridae.